This is a messenger RNA of Odontomachus brunneus, 3127 nucleotides long. It is a transcript of the gene Dbp45A, whose product is annotated as probable ATP-dependent RNA helicase DDX49. Gene Ontology annotation, molecular function: RNA helicase activity; nucleic acid binding; ATP binding. The transcript is spliced from 7 exons. The record is from RefSeq and is a predicted model, not a curated record. Bases 349 to 1800 code for a protein of 483 amino acids. NCBI's taxonomy places the organism in Eukaryota, Metazoa, Arthropoda, Insecta, Hymenoptera, Formicidae.
UCCAAAAAGCUUGUCGUACGACACGUGAAAUAUCAGCCUUACGCUAUUUCUUUUUCCAUCUAAACGCACCCGAAGUCCAUAAUAGGUACCCUGGUGAUUUUUUAAGCAGAAAUCUGGUGAAUAAAUUUUUGGAGCCGCGACAACAUUCGUAUUAACCUAAAUUGAAUCCUACGUAUAUGUGAACUAGAAAAUAAACAAAAGGUAUACUGCGAAUACUUUGUGAAUCUAGAACUCAAGGAUAAAAAUACUCAAAAAAACUCUCUGUCAUAUCAGGAAACUUUCUGUCUGUGUUAAUAGUGUGAGUGCACGUGCAAGAUUGCACUGAUCUAUAACAAAACAUUCAGCAAAAUGAGUGAUGAAAUCGUGAAUUUCUCGGAUCUAAAGCUGAAUUCUUGGCUUCUCACACAAUGCAAUGCUAUGGGUUUAAAGAAACCAACUGCGAUUCAGCAGAAUUGCAUUCCCCGAAUAUUAGCAGGUGAAGAUUGCAUAGGUUGUGCUAAGACAGGUAGCGGCAAGACUUUGGCAUUUGCCUUGCCCAUUUUGCAAAAGUUAUGUGAAGAUCCUUAUGGUAUAUUUGCUCUCAUAUUAACACCAACCAGAGAACUAGCUUUUCAGAUUGCUGAUCAAUUUGCUGCCAUUGGCAAGGCUAUCAAUCUCAAGAAGUGUGUGGUGGUUGGUGGCAUGGACAUGAUGGUGCAAGGAUUAGAGUUGUCAAAGCGGCCACACAUAGUUGUGGCUACACCAGGUCGCCUGGCGGAUCAUUUAGAUAGCUGUGAUACAUUUUCUUUGAAGAAAAUAAAAUUUCUGGUGUUGGACGAGGCUGACAGACUCGUGGCUGGUCACUUUGAUAAACAGUUGAAACAAAUUUUCAGGGCGCUACCAAAACAGAAACAAGUGUUGUUGUUUAGCGCUACGAUAACAAAAGAUCUCGAUAACGUCAAGAAAGUAGCUUCCAAUAAGGUGUUUAUAUGGGAAGAGAAAGAUGACGCUGGUAUCGCUACGGUGAGAGAACUGGAUCAGCGUUAUGUGAUAUGUCCUAAGGAUGUGCUCGAUUCAUAUCUGGUGGAAGUAAUCAGGACGUUUCGCGCCACGAACAACGAUGGCUCCAUUAUGGUAUUCACUGAUACUUGCAAGAAUUGUCAGUUGUUAUCAAUGGCGUUGAACGAUGUUGGAUUUACGAACGUGGCUCUUCACGCGAUGAUCAAGCAGAAGGAACGUUUGGCCGCGUUAAAUAAGUUCAAGUCGAAUCACGUGCAGAUCCUAAUUGCCACCGACGUCGCAGCGAGAGGUCUGGAUAUCCAUGAAGUGGAAUUAGUUAUCAAUCACGUAAUACCAAAUGUGCCGAAAGAAUACAUUCAUAGAGUCGGUAGAACGGCUCGAGCCGGGAGAAAGGGUAUGGCGGUGAGUCUGAUAACGCCGCACGACAUCAAACUGUUGCACGCGAUUGAAGACACCAUAGGUACCAAUUUAACAGAAUACAAAGUGGAUGACAAAGAAAUCGUUACGAUCUUGACGCAAUUCUCAGUGGCAAAACGGGAAGCGGAGAUUAAGCUAGACGAAAAUGACUUUUUUGAAAAAAAGAUAAUUAAUAAGCGAAAAAAGUUAAUCUUAGAAGAGGAAUUAGAUGCAGAAAAAUUCUUACUUCCGGAUGAAAUAGAUAUAGAUCAAGAGAUAGAUCCAGAGAAACGAAGGGAGAGAAGAGAGAAGGAGAGACGUAAGAGACAAAAGGAAAUGAAAAAGUUAAAAAAAGAAAUGUACAGGCUUGAAAAAUUUAGGUUACUACCGUCAUUUUUACCCUAAAAAUUUGCACUGAUACUUUAUUAUUAACAUUCACAUUUUAUAUUAAUUUGUCAAUUACAAUAAUUAUAUAAUUAUAUUAUAUAAUAAUAUAAUUAUAAUAAUUAUAUAAUAAGUAUAUAAUAAAAAGUUAUAUACAAUAAAUGUUCAUAGUUUACAUGUGAUAUAUAUCUAUUUCUAUAAAGUUCCCAAUGUGUAGUACAAGAGACAUAAACCAAUGCUAGUGUUCUAUUUUCUAGUAUAUAUUCAAUUCACCAUAAAAGAGAAAGAUAAAAUUUCAAUUGUAUGUAUAAACCUUGCAUUGAUAAUAUACAAUAUUACUAUAUAUUAUAUAUAUAUAAAAAUUUCUAUAAAUAUCACAAUGUAUCAAAUGUUUAUAUGUACUUUUUUGGAAAAUUUUACAAAAAUAUAACUUCUUUUUUACUGUUCUUUAUAAAUUCUUUUUUAAUUCAAAUUCUUUCCUAAUCUCAUUAAUUUUAUAUUCAAUAUAUUCGUUACCAACAUCAGACGUAUCGUCAUGACGUACCGAUUUUUUACUUUAAGUUUAUUUUUACUCAAAAUUUUUAGUUUUACAUGUUCGCUGUCAACAUCACAUGUGUAUGAAAAUGAUAUUUUUUAUAUUCCAUAUAUAAAUGAACCAAGUUUGUUUCAUAUAAUUACAUGAAAACAAAUAUAUUUAUGGAAAGAAUUGCUCAAAUAAACCGGGGUAGCAAACGUAUUAAGAUGUAUUCUUGGCUUUUCGCUGUAAAACUCUUAAUUCAUGACAUUAAAAGCGAGAAAAUAUACACUAAAAAUUUUCGCAGUACACAUUGAUAUAAAAAAUAUAUCCAUAAAAUGACGCAAUCAAUCAAGCAAACUUAAUCCGAACGUUUUCCUUUCGAAUAAUCAAUAAAAGAGAAUUAUUUAAUAUAAAUAUUUUUUAGUGUGAUAUACAAUUUUCCUUUUUAAUUUUUUUUCUCUCAUGAUUUUGUUACGUAAUGUAAUUUUGUAAUUUUACAGCUAUUUAUUGAUUGUUAGAGUAAAAACGUAAUGUUUUGGUCAUUUUACGGAUCGAUUGCAAUUGUCAUUUUAUAAACAUGUAUAGUUUUACUUCAAUAUAUUUUGCAAAAAUUUUUAACGUUUAUUUUCUCACUCUUCUGAUGUUAUAAAUGAAGAUGACCGUGGCGAGGAGCCAAUAGCCUUAAUUACCCUAUUAUACGUAAAUAUAUUUUCAAAUGUACGAAGGCAUUCUGUAUUGUUUGUCUAUAUGUAUGUAAAUGUUUGUAAAUCGUAUAUUGGAACAUGCCAAAAGACAGUUUUUCGUAUAAAAAUAUAAUAUGUCUACUCAUAA